Messenger RNA from Colossoma macropomum (tambaqui), 5248 nucleotides. RefSeq names its product phosphatase and actin regulator 4b (gene phactr4b). The record is from RefSeq and is a predicted model, not a curated record. Bases 1094 to 3757 code for a protein of 887 amino acids. Lineage: Eukaryota; Metazoa; Chordata; Actinopteri; Characiformes; Serrasalmidae. The transcript is spliced from 14 exons. Gene Ontology annotation, molecular function: actin binding. Gene Ontology annotation, biological process: actin cytoskeleton organization; neural crest cell migration.
CCCUAGUACAGGAUGUGAAGUCUGCUCACGCCUCGCUCAAACGAACAUUUUCAUCAACACAGUGUGCCGUCUGCAGCUGUCUCUUCCAGAUCUGCUUUCUCCUGUUCUGUCAGCCCAGAGCUGUGAGCAAUGCUGGGUCUAUUAAGGUCCAGCAUCCGCAAACGAUGAGCUCAGCAAGCUCAAACUCCGCUGGCUGGCUGGUUAAAGUCUUCAGGACUGCACUGUUUGGCUUUUCUUUCUCCAGAGGCCAGAGGACUGGGACUCAUGUACUGUCGCAUUCUCUAUUCUUGUUGAUGGAUGGCUGCUCGGUGGCUAGUUUGUCUCAGCUCUAUCCUCGGCUCAGAUUUGGAUGGCUGCCUGUGUGAAGCUGGUGUACCGUUUGUGUCCUGUGCGUGUGAUGGGCUUGUCGGAACUGUGGCUUUAGUGACAAGACUUUCUGUUCUAAGUUUCUUAUGAAUGUGUGCCUUGAGUAGGGCUGUCUCAGUUGCUCGAUUAACUUAUUUGCUCAAUUUGGGAAAAGAAAAUCCAUGAUAUAGCAUUCAACUUCUCAGUGACUUGGCAAUGAAUAAUUUGCAUGAUGAUAAUGCCUGUUUUUAGAUUCUUCUGCUGGUCUGUCUUAUAGUAAGAAAUAGAGCUUGAAAGACUUUUCACAUAAUAUUUAUAUGAUAUAUGUGCAUUUACUUUUGCUGGGUAGUGCUUUUAUAAAGUUCCUUUACAAAAGCUUCCUAAUCUAUUUUUUUCCAGUAAAGUAUUUUGAUUUUUUUUGAAAGGCUGUAUUGUUCAGUCUGUUUUUUUAUUGUUUGAUCCUACUCGAUUACCAGCAAAAUCAGUAGUGACAGCCCUAAUCUUGGGCAUGAGAUCAUUUCUAUUCCUCACAAAGACAAGAAUGAAAAUGGUGAUAAAAUGAUAAAAAAUGAUACCUGCAAUGCCGGAAUGUUUUUUUGGAACUAGAAGAUUAUAGUUGGUCUUGCCUCAAGGAUCCAGCUGUCUUUUUGGAAAUUUUCUCACACCUCUGCAGUUUCCUCCAGGCUCUCCCGUUCAGGGGGCGUACAGUAGGGAGGUGGGGGCCAAGUUGAGGACACCUCAGCUCCCCAUGGCCUGCUGCCUCCACACCCGUCGCCAUGGCAGCUGGAGACCAGAUGAUGAAGGCGACCACCAGCACAAUACCACAGGGAGUGAGGGCGGCAAUACGGGGGAAGGCACCCCUCCGCCCAAGCGCAAGGGCAAGUUCUCUACCCUGGGCAAGAUUUUCAAACCCUGGAAAUGGAGGAAGAAGAAAAGCAGUGAGAAGUUUAAGGAAACUUCAGAAGUUCUGGAAAGAAAGAUGUCGAUGAGAAGGCCAAGGCAGGAGCUGAUAGAGCAGGGAGUGCUAAAAGAGCUUCCUGAGAACGAAGUAGAUGAAGCUCAUGGCCCUAAGCUGCCCUAUGUGAAAAAUGGCCACACUCUGCCUGUAGGAGGCAGCAGCGGAAGCGGGAGUCGAGGGCUUGAGCCCGUUCGGUCCCCGGCCGAGUCAGACCUCAGAGUAAACCAGGCCUGGCUGCCCCAGCCUGAGGAGCGCAGGGGUCGUGUCCCCUCCGACGGCGAGCGUCGUGGAGUGCUGGGCAUUCGACCCACCAGCCACGAUGAGUGUAGGAGAGGUGGCCGGUCUGGCGGGGAGGAGUGGAAAACCAACCUGGCCUGGCAGAUGGACGAGAACCGCCGUGGAGGCAGAGCAGACGAGAAAAGACCUGGCCUGAUCAAAGCCCCGUCUGAGGACGGCCGAAGGACACGCCCCGAGCCAGAGUGGAAGCCUACCCUUCCCCGCCACUCUUCAGCUGAGGAGGGCAGAGGAAGACGAGAAUCAGACGGCGGUCACUAUGUUCCGGACUCAGAGGCUUUAAGGGACACUCUGCGAGAACCGUUGCCUCCCAAGCAGUCCAUUAUGCCGCCCAAAUGGCUGAUGAGCUCCACCCCAGAGCCUGGCAUGGAGGGCUCCCCCCGCACGCCCGUUCACAGCCCCGCCAUCUCUUUCUCUUCCUCUUCCGCUUCCUCCAGCUCACCCCCAUCCUCAGCAACCAGUGCAGCUGGCAAGCCUCUACGGACUGCUUCGUCUGCUGGGGCUAACACGCAGGCCUCCAGCGGAGCGCACUUCACCCCCUCCUCUGUACAUUCAUCCUCCUCUGUGGGCACGGCCCCAACCCAGCCGGUCAAGCAGCCCCCACUGCCCCCACCCAAGCCAGUGAACCGCACCACCAACCCUGCAAUGCUGGCCUCCACCCUGCACGGGGGCGACCCCUUUCCCCUCUACUGGUCCUGUUGGAAGCGCGAGGGCGACUAUGAUGUGUACCUGUCCCUGCCUGUGUACCUGUGCCGGCGGGCAGGAGGCGUGCGCGCAGCUGAAUUUGCCCAGAUGACAGGAGGCACUAACCUAGUGCCAGCCAAGCCUUCUCCACCCAUGCCUCCGAAGAGAACCACACCGGUCACCAAACGCAACACUGAGGACUCCAACUUGCCCAUCUCCUCUCUGCCCUCCAUGUUGUCACCUGAGGACAGAGCCAACAUCCCAGGGGGCUUCCCACUGCCCCCACCUCCCCCGUCCCCACCUCUGCCAACACACAUUCCACCCUCCCCUCCCCGAGGCCACACCCACCACCUUCUGCAUCAACACUCCUACCCCCAUCCUUUGCCCCAACCGCUACCUGUCCAUUUUGACCCCCCAAGCCCACUGGAGGAACCACCUGCCCGUCAAGCCCCAGUGCCCCUACACAUCAUGAUCCAACGGGCACUGACCAGCCCUGGACCGGCGCUCCCUCACCCGGACGGCUCCCAGCGUGCCCACUCGCUGCUGUUUGAGACGCCUCCAGAAUACCAGGGAGCCCGCCCGCUGCCCGUCACCAUUCAGCCGCUUAAAGUAGGUGAAGAUGACUACUCAGAUGAGGAAGAAGAAGAAGAGGAGGAGGAAGAGGAGGAGGAGGAAGAAGAAGAAGAAGAGGAGGAGGAGGAAGAGGACGAAGACGAGCCUUCUCCUGAACACUUGCCUCUCCCUCAGACUCAGCCAGAGCUGGAGCCACGCAGCCGCAGGUGUCUGGUGGGAGAACUGAGUGUCAGCAUGAUCCCGGAGGGACCCGACAGCAGUGAGGGAGAGGAGGGAGAGGAAGACCAGCACGCUGAAGAGAGCGACUCGGACGGGCCCGUGCUCUACAAGGAGGAUGAAUCGGAUGAAGAUGAAGAGGAUGACAGUCCUCCAAGUGCUUUGGCCAGCAGGGUGAAGAGGAAGGACACUUUGGCUCUGAAGCUGAGCAGUCGGCCCUCGGCCCCAGACAGGCAGGCUCCUGAGAGGCAGGCCAGAGUGGAGCACACAGGCCUUUCCUGGCAGAGCAAGGAGCAGUGGGAGGCCAUCCGCACACAGAUUGGCACAGCACUCACACGACGACUGAGCCAGAGGCCCACUGCUGAGGAGCUGGAACAGAGGAACAUUUUACAGCCCAAGAAUGAAGCAGAUCGUCAGGCGGAGGUUCGGGAAAUCAAACGCAGGCUCACCAGAAAGUUAAGUCAGAGGCCCACAGUUGCUGAGCUACAGGCCAGAAAAAUCCUGCGCUUCCACGAGUAUGUGGAGGUCACACUCGCUCAAGACUACGACCGCCGUGCUGACAAGCCAUGGACCAAACUCACACCUGCCGAUAAGGCUGCGAUCCGAAAGGAGCUCAAUGAAUUCAAGAGCUCUGAGAUGGAAGUUCAUGAAGAGAGUAGGAUUUAUACGAGAUUCCAUCGUCCUUAACAUCCUUCCUUGUCUAGAAAGUGAAGCACUUCAGCGCUGACACAGGGAGAGAGACUGAGAGAGGAGCCUCAAGGUGUUCAAUCUCCCUGACAGAGACUGCCUUUCAGUGAAUGUACUGUACAGAUACCUGGAACAAAUAGAGAACUUUUCCUCAGUCGUCUGCCCUUCUGUAAAUAUGCUGGGGGUGAGGGCUGAGCACUGUAGGACAAAUGCAGUAUUCCUCCCUGAAACUAAAGGGAGACUGACAUGUGCCAAGUCAAAGAGCUGAUGAAGGACCCCGUGAGGGGCGUGCAGAGUGUGCGCCAUCAGGAGACAUCAUGCAAGGGACCCUUCCACUGACGUCACUCUGCCCUCUCUGCCCUCAGAGGGGAAAAGACAGUCUAUAGAGUGGCCUUUUUCUGCUUAUACUUGGUAUUACACACUCUAUUUCCUUUUAGGGAAAUGUAAUAACCUUAACAAAUAAUAGUGAUAAGAAUGAUGGUGAAUAAUAAAUACAGUAAUAAUAAAUGUUCAUAACUGAGGGUGGCCGAGAAGAGGGUGCACAGGUGGACUCUGCAUGGACAAACACGAGGAUAUUUGUGUAUUUGUGUAUGUCUGUAUAGAUUGCUGUAAUUUUCUCUUAGACCGAUUCAUUGGAAAGUUAUAAUUAGAAACUGUAAUGCACAAGGUUUUAUGAUGUAAUGUUGAAGUUGAAUUUAUGUGAAGUGGCCACCUUUUCAUGCCUCUCUUACUGAGACUUGAGACUAGCCCUUCUUUUGGAGCUCACUGUUACAAAAGGGGAAGGGGAAACCGAUGGUCUUUCUCUUUCUCUAGUUUUUUUUGUCCGCACACAAGAAUUUUAGACUUAACAUUUCACAUCAUGGGUUUUAGUCUACACAUUACCGCAAUGUAUGAUGUUUUAAGCCCUUUUAAUACAUGGGGUUCAACCAUUUCAAUCAAAUACUAAUCAUGUUUCUGACAGAUACAACUGCAUACACGUCUGAAUAAGAAUAACUUAUUAAAAUUUAGACUUUUUUUUUUUUUAGAAAGUCAUUGUUACGGGCAAGUAUUGUCACAGCACUAUGAAUAAAAUUGUUUUUAUAGAGUAAUGGCUGACAGGGAAACUGUUUCGGCAGGAACGUUUUGUUUUCUGUUUUUCUUCUUUCUUUUUUUAAUGUCUAUGGCCAGUAGAAUAAUAGAAGAUGUUCUGCUGUACAGAUCUAUUCCCUAGAUUAAACUGACUGUUGUGUAUAUCUUGUCUUCCUUUUAUUUUGAAACAUUUUAAAUAUAUUAAAAUUUUAAAUAGGUUGCUAUUUUUUUAAGCACAAAAUGUUAGCAUAUUAUUCCACACUACAAGAAUUCAUCUUAAUAUACUUGUUUCAUGUUAAUGUAGCAUUGCAGCUCAUCUUAUGUUUGUUUUUGAUUCUAUGUGAACUUUUAGAAGCUGACAAUAUUUUUUUCUGUUUAGUUGUCACCUAUGAAUCUAAAUUAAAAAUGCUUACAAAUCGUUUA